UAAAUCACAACGGCCCAAAAUUAAUACCCAAAUAUAAAAUAAGAAUAAAACCCUCAUUUUCGUCUCCUCGCAGAGUAUUGUGCCAACAAGGAGGAGGAGGAGAAGCCGUAGCUGCCGCAUCGCCGUCGUACCUCCACCAGAAGCCAUGGCUGUACCUUUGUUGAACAAGAAGAUUAUCAAAAAGCGUGUGACAAAGUUCACGAGGCACCAAAGCGAUCGAUUCGUCUCUGUAAAGGCUAAUUGGCGCAGGCCCAAGGGUAUUGAUUCCCGUGUAAGGAGAAAGUUCAAAGGAUGCACUCUUAUGCCCAACAUUGGUUACGGUUCAGACAAGAAAACGCGUCAUUUUCUUCCCAACGGAUUUAAGAAGUUUCUUGUCCACAAUGUUGAAGAGCUCGAAGUUCUUAUGAUGCACAAUAGGAAAUAUUGUGCUGAAAUAGCACAUAGUAUUUCUACCAAGAAAAGGAAGGAUAUUGUCGAGAGGGCUGCACAGCUGGAUGUUGCUGUAACUAACAAAUUAGCUAGGUUACGAAGCCAGGAAGACGAGUAAGUUCUUUAUUACCUAUUCUUUUUAGAUGUUAAUUUAGAUAGCAAUCAGAAGACUGAAAAGACAAAUUUUUUGGACGUAAAAAUGUUUUGGGUUUAGAUUUACUAUUUUAAUUUGGAUAUGCGAUAAAAAAAUUGGUCUAUAGUUCCGAUUUUGCUAUAGCUGUUUUUUAUUUUAAUGCCGUUUUCGAAGACAGAAUCUUCUUUUUUUCGAUUGAAUUCAAAUAGAUUUACUUAGUUGAAAA
Erythranthe guttata (spotted monkey flower) is the source of this 788-nucleotide messenger RNA. Its product is annotated as large ribosomal subunit protein eL32z. The record is from RefSeq and is a predicted model, not a curated record. Gene Ontology annotation, molecular function: structural constituent of ribosome. Gene Ontology annotation, cellular component: cytosolic large ribosomal subunit; ribosome. Gene Ontology annotation, biological process: translation. NCBI's taxonomy places the organism in Eukaryota, Viridiplantae, Streptophyta, Magnoliopsida, Lamiales, Phrymaceae.